Molecule: messenger RNA, 542 nt
Organism: Haliotis rufescens (red abalone)
Lineage: Eukaryota; Metazoa; Mollusca; Gastropoda; Lepetellida; Haliotidae
Exons: 5
Coding region: 81-482 (133 amino acids)
Source: RefSeq, a predicted model, not a curated record
GGCACUAUCACAAUCAGAAGUCACACCUGUCAGGUGUGGUGUGAAGAAUCACCUGUUUGUCACUACCCAGCACUGUAAACAUGAAGACGGUUGUGGCUCUCUGUGUUGUGUUGGUGCUCUGCUAUCACGUCGAGGGAGCGGCACCUGGGACGCACUGCACUAGUUCCCACACCUGCGGCAGCUGUUGCAGGGACAGCAACGACAAGGUCAUUUCAACAGACCAGGGCAAUGGACCAUUUGGCGGAUUCGGUGGGUUUGGAACGCUUGGAGGUACGCGUAAUGGCACGUGCAGCACCAAGAAAUCUGUGAAGGGGGAGAUAUGUGACAGCUCGUGCCAGUGUGACACAGGCCUGUCCUGCUAUCGGCCAAUGACUGGAGCCUGUUGCCCACCGUCCACGUGUGUUGAUGAGGCCUACGCCAAGAAACAACACGAAUAUUGGUCUAACUGUUUCGCCAGCCCGAACUGUGCUCUUCCAGCAUAAACGAUGCCUUCCUUACUGGGAAUAAAUAUUACCUAUGUAUGACAAUAAAAAAAGCACGCU